AUGUUCUCCACCCAAAAGAUCAGCCUCGCCAAGGUCGCCGCCAAGGCCUUCAUCACUCCCUUGACCGUCCGCACUUUUGCUUCGUCUGCCGCCCGUAACGUCAGCAUCAACCUCCACAAGGGCUCGUUCGAGUCCUACAACUGCGAUGCCCCCUCUCUCGAUGUCGAGAUCUCCAAGGACGAGCUCGUUAGGAUGUACAAGAGCAUGGUCACCAUGAGACGCAUGGAGAUGGCUUCCGACGGUUUGUACAAGGCCAAGCUCAUCCGCGGUUUCUGCCACUUGUGCACUGGUCAGGAAGCCGUUGCUGUCGGUAUGGAGACCGCUUUGACUGCCGAGGACAACAUCAUCACCGCCUACCGCUGCCACGGUUUCACCUACAUGCGUGGUGCUUCCAUCACCUCCAUCCUCGCUGAGCUUCUCGGACGUAAGGCCGGUAUCUCUGGCGGAAAGGGAGGCUCCAUGCACAUGUUCACCCCCAACUUCUUUGGUGGUAACGGUAUCGUCGGUGCCCAGGUCCCCUUGGGUGCCGGUAUUGCCUUUGCCCAGAAGUACAAGGGCCACAAGGCCGCCACCUUCUCCCUUUACGGUGAUGGUGCCUCCAACCAGGGUCAGGUCUUCGAGGCCUACAACAUGGCCAAGCUCUGGGAGCUCCCCGCCGUCUUUGUCUGCGAGAACAACCGCUACGGAAUGGGAACUGCUGCCAACCGCUCCUCUGCCAACACCAGCUACUUCAAGCGUGGUGACUACAUCCCUGGUUUGAGGGUUAACGGCAUGGAUGUCUUGGCAGUUCACCAGGCAGUUGCCUACGCCAAGGAGUGGACCGUCUCCGGAAAGGGACCCCUGUUGCUCGAGAUGGAGACCUACCGCUAUGGUGGUCACUCCAUGUCCGACCCCGGUACCACUUACCGUACUCGUGAGGAGAUUCAGCACAUGCGCUCCAACAACGACCCCAUCACCGGCUUGAAGCAGCGCCUCUUGGAGUUCAACAUUAUUACCGAGGAUGAGAUGAAGGCCAUUGACAAGGCUGCCCGUGUCGAGGUUGACCAGGCUGUUGAGGAGGCCAAGGCCUCUGGCGAGCCCGAUAUUUCCGAGUUCUGGACCCAGAUCUACCAGAAGGGCUCCGGUGUCCCCACCGCCCGCGGACGUGAGCCCGAGGAGUUCCACCACUACUAA
Molecule: messenger RNA, 1173 nt
Organism: Linnemannia hyalina
Lineage: Eukaryota; Fungi; Mortierellomycota; Mortierellomycetes; Mortierellales; Mortierellaceae
Source: the annotation of a GenBank genome assembly